AUGGACGGCGCGGGUGCGGGUGCGGGUGGUGAGGAUGAUGCGAGAUGGAACCCUUCGCAAGCGUUUUGCACGCGGUCAGGCGGCAUAACGGUACAAGGCUGGACGUCGGCGAUACUUUCCCGUCUGCAGCUGUCCCACCACAGCCCAUGUAUCUCUAACAGCACUCUCUUGUAUCUCGGAUGGUUAACCUUCAAGAGUCAGUCUGCCGGUUGGCAGAACCUUGGAAAAUUGAACGGAACCCUUGUCGGGAGGUCCACUGAGGGACCACUUGAACGCCUGCCGAGGAGCCACCCCGUGUGCAUGGCGCCGCAAGCCAGGAACAGAGGCGAAUGGGGGCGCGACAGGGACGCCUUAGCUCGUCUCGAGGCGCCACUGAGGCUUGGGCCUUUAAUUAUCUGUCGUCCUAGUUCCAUGUUCCCCGACUGCCAACAGUACCGGUACAACCGUGGGUUUGUGUCUGUCGGAGAAUGA
Molecule: messenger RNA, 471 nt
Organism: Ilyonectria robusta
Lineage: Eukaryota; Fungi; Ascomycota; Sordariomycetes; Hypocreales; Nectriaceae
Exons: 1
Coding region: 1-471 (156 amino acids)
Source: RefSeq, a predicted model, not a curated record